Messenger RNA from Mycotypha africana, 938 nucleotides. RefSeq lists its product as uncharacterized. Gene Ontology annotation, molecular function: 2 iron, 2 sulfur cluster binding. The transcript has a single exon. The record is from RefSeq and is a predicted model, not a curated record. Lineage: Eukaryota; Fungi; Mucoromycota; Mucoromycetes; Mucorales; Mycotyphaceae. Bases 307 to 897 code for a protein of 196 amino acids.
CUCGUAAUACGUGAAUGACUUUCUCUUUUUUUUUUUUUUCUUGUUUCUUUUUGAUUCAUCCUAUUAAAGCUGUAAUAUAUUUUUUUGUACAUACUAUGGGUUGACCCUACUAUGAAGCUAUCCAUCAUGAAUGGAAGGGGAGUGUUCGUUUGUAUUGUCAUGAUUUUCAAGAGGAAUAUCGUCAUAGAUUACAUAAUGGGAAUCUCUGAUAUAAAAUUCAAUUUGGCCCUGGAUCUUUGGAUCUGAGUGCAACAGAACAAAAAAAAGUUUCCCCAGUGUCUUUCCCUCUUUCCUUCACUUUGAGUAAUGUUUGAACCCACAAUAAAAUACCGAAAAGUGACUGCAGUUAACGAUAAUGAUGAUGAUGAUGAUGAUGAUAAGGAUAAAGAAAGACUCAACGGAACAGGAGCGCCCCUUGAUAAGAAGGCAGAUGUAAGCAGUAGCAAUAGCAGCGGCGAUACGAAUACUGACAAAAAGACUGAAACAACAACAACAGUAACAUCCAAGGAUGAAAAAAUCGAGGAUUAUUCCUUUACAUUUGAAGAAGAAGGGGAAGAAAAGGAAACCAAGAUUGCCAUCGAUCCUAAUGACAAAGAUCGCAUCAUCGUUACCCUUUCUACAGGUCAACAAUAUUCAGCCGAUCGAUAUUGCCCUCAUGCAGGAGCCGAUCUUUCUUUGCACGGAAAGGUCAGUGAGCACGAGUAUCCUCCAGAGAUUGGACCGGUGUUGAUGUGUGCCAUCCAUUAUUGGGAGUUUGCUUUAGAGAAAGAGGGACGAGGUGCUGGUGGUGGCGGUUGGGCCACCUUGAAUGCCUGUCCUUUGAACAAAAUGACUCGUUCUGGACCUCAUUGUGAAAAUAAUGGCGGGUGCAAAAGUAGUAGAAAUCUAGAUUGGUAACUUAAUAAACUGGCUGAUUUCUAAAAAAAAAAAAAGAAAAA